UUUCUUCCGUGACUGCCAGCCCAUUAGGGUCAGCAUACAGCAGCAGUCUCCUUUGUUCCUUCUGUAAACUUUCCACUUUAGAAUCCCCAGGAGAGUGGCCAGCAGUCACCAAGGCAGGUUCUCUCCUGUCGUGUGGUAAUGAAACUGGCAGGCUGGCGGCUUCCUCCUAGUUGCCAUGGAAAUCACCAGGGCUGCUGGCCCUCUGAAAACAGAAAACAGCAAGGGCGAGGGCCCGCAGUCCACCCCGCCCUGCAGAUUAAACCAGUCUCAAGCCAGAGCCAAGGAUUGAGCAGAGGUCUGUGGAGUGGAGAAGUGAGCCUCACACUGGAACUCCGAGGUGUGAGUCCCAGUGAACUGGCUCAUGCGGAGGGAACACAAAGACAUGCUGGCACACACUGAAACAAGAAUGGCACCACCUUCUGGGCCCAGCCUCCUUCUGAUCAGCACACUGAGCAUCUUUACACUCAACAGCUUCACGAGAGGUCAGAAGAACAGCACACUGAUUUUCACCAAGGAAAACACCAUUCGGAAUUGCAGCUGCUCUGCAGACAUCCGGGACUGUGACUACAGUUUGGCCAACCUGAUGUGCAGCUGCAAAACCAUACUGCCUUUUACAGGAGAGCGAGCCAGCUACAGUGGCCACCUGACCAUCUGGUUCACAGACACCUCUGCACUGGGCCUCCUGCUGAACUUCACGCUGGUCCAGGACCUGAAGCUGUCUCUGUGCAGCACCAAUACUCUGCCCACUGAAUACCUGGCUAUCUGUGGGUUGAGGAGGCUUCGCAUUAACACUGAGGCCAAGCAGUCCUCGCUGGAGCAGAGCUUGCUCCUCUACAGCAGUGGGGAGAAUGAACCCAGAGAAAAGCCCAUGUUGUUACACAAAGACUGGCAAACAUGUAUGUAUAUCUCUUUUUUAGAUAUGGCGCUUUUCAACAGGGAAUCGUCCUUAAAAUCAUAUAGUAUUGAAAAUGUGGCCAGCAUUGCCAACAAAUUUCCCUCCUUUUUUUACUUUAACACCUUCCCAGUUCUAAGCAACAAAAACUAUGUUGUCACAUUCAUUUACUGACAUUAUAACUUCAUCCAGCCACCACAAACUUUGACACACUAUGGAUGACUUGAACAGGAAUCUGGGAUUAUAAGGCCAAUGGUAUCUCCCUACCCACAGCUUCGCUUGUUCCCCUGCCCCCAUUCACAAACAAAUAACCAGCCCUCUGCUUCACUCUCUGCCCAACCCUGGGAGCUGUUUUGAACACAAAAUAAAAAGAAACCAAAACCAACUUGAGUCCAGAAAUAUGUCUUAAGGUCCUUGCUGCUGGGGUCUGUGGAGAAAUGCCAGGUCAGAGAUGAUGGAGAAAGCAGAACACACCAGGAAUGGCUUAGUAGAAUUCGGCAUAGGGAAUGACCCCAAGAAGACUAUCAUCCUUCAAAACAGGGCCUAAACUUGUUUCUGUGUCAUUUUAUUAUAUUGACUGGAAUUCCCCUAGGUAGAGAACAAUAGAUUUCAGAGGUUCCCGGUCUGUGAGUUCCACAAAAUGAUGAGGUUCUCCUAGAGUGAUAUUUUCCAGGUAUUUUGCUAAGAACAGAUGCACUGAGAAAGGGGAGUUUUGAGAGUGUGUUUGUGGGGGACAGGGUUGAAGCUUGGAGGCAGACCAGGCCUGGAUAGGGUGGGACCUCAGGCUAAAUAGGUCACUAGGAUGGGGAUACAGAAAUGAAAAUUGGGGGAAACAAAAACCAACUACAUAAGUUCAACUUUUUGCUAAGAGCAACGCCUAAACCUAGGGAAAAUCUGUCUUUUCCGGCCUUUCUCCAUCAUGCCUUCUUUCUUCCCCUUCUUCCACCUUUGUCCCUGCUGAACCCCGUUUCUCCUUUCAUUGUUCUCAUCCCUCUCUUCCUCUUUCUCCUCCUGCUCCGGAGAUCAGAACUUAGAUUAAUACCAUGACAACUAUGUUUGACUACAUUAGGGGCUAGUCCAGGAAUCUAACAAUCACUUGCAAUAUUAUUCCUAGGAGUAAAAAUGCUCAUAUUACUAAAAGACAAUUCACAAAAGAACUUUUAGGGCCCAGUCCAUUUGGAAGUUUAAUUCUGGAAAGUGAAAAUACUUUGUGUGACAUGGUUAACACAAAAUGGUUUUGUGUGUGUUAAUAAAAGGAACCAAGACAACAUGUUUUUUAAAAAAAUUAAACUGACAUGAGUGUCCAAAGAAAACUUUUCCUCACAGAGAUUCAACUCACCAUUGAAGUAGACUAUAAAGAAUCCAUGGCAAUUAUGGUAGACAUGUCUAAACCCAGAGUGCAAAGAAGUAGAAACAUUAUUGCAUUCACAAUACCAUGAGGAAAAGAAAUAACUUUAUUAUGAAAUAACAGGUGUCUUGGAGUUGAUGACUUCAGAUCACCUUCACCCCAUUUUUCUCUUAACAUUAACAUAGGAUAACUGAUAUAAUAUGAAAUGUCUACAUUUGCCUAAUUGGUGGGGGACUUGGACACUCAGGUGAAUUAAUUAGCAUGAGUUCAUAAUGUCAGUGUUGAAAUUAGGCCAAAACUAAGACAGACGUAUGUAUUUUAAUAGAAAAAUGCAGUGACCUCAUUACUGACAUUGUACUUGAGAGGUAAGAUUUAAGUGAUAGAAAAAGACAAGGGAAAAAAGGAGGAAAGACAGCAAGAAGGAUAUAAGUGAAAAGAUUAAUAAUGAAUUCACUGUUGUUAAUGAAAAUGCAAAAAUUGAAUUUCAAUGGACUUCUAUGAAGAAAGUAUAAGAUUAAAUGAUAUUAGGAAUUAUGAGCAUCUUAAUAUGUAUAUUUUCUAUUUGGUGGCUUUGAAUAGUUUCAAUGUUCUUUCUCAUAUGUUUUAUGUUUUAAGUGGUCCUUAUAAGAAAUAAUUGUAGAUAAAUGGGACUUAAAUCAGUAGACUAGGAAAGUUAGUUUAGUUACAAAUCAAGCCUUAAUUUUGCAAAUUUCUGGACUGAAAAUGUAGUUCAGUUUGCAUUAACAGGAUAAAUAAGAAGCAGAGAAAAUCCACAGCACACACAUGAGGAAACUGCAUUUGGGGCUCAUACACAGGGCUGGGGGAUGUUGGCAAACAGAGUGUACCUCUCACCUGAAGGGGCCCAGUAGUUCAGCUCCCAUUGAGUGCUGCCAUGAGAGAAUAUGAAGGGGCCAGAUCCCACCCUUCAAAAGAAUUAGGAAUUGCCCACAUUCAGGUUAAAUUCACAUCUGGUAAACAUUGCACACCACUCCACAUUUUUCUGUUUGUUGCUUUCAAAAACUCUGUGUGUCAAACAAACCAUGUUAGUGGUUCCCAUUAAGCCUGCAGUUAGCCAUUCAUUCCCCCUGACUAGUGAUGUGCUGGUAAGAAUUUAACCACCAGCUCUCCAAAAAAAAAAGUGCAUAGAUGAACAUGUACAUAGGUUUAUUAUAAAUUCUACUGAUAUAAAAGAUGUGUAGCACACAAUUUACAAAUGAUAAUAAACUAUAUAAUACUAUGUAUUAUAAGCUCUACAUACACAAUUAAUUCUCAAAGACUGCGUGCGUUAGUUGAUCUUUGCCUAACUCUUGCAUCCAAAGCCAACCCAAGUUUGUGCUUGAUGAGUGAAUUUGCUUCUGGCAGGAAUGUUGGUUGAUAUUUCAUUUGCAUUAGUAGUAAGAGGAAAAUUAAACAACAAAGAUGUAGUGGGAACAUCAUUUGUUAGUUAAUGAUAUAAGCAACUCCUUUGCUGAAGCAAAUAAUAGUUUUCAAAUCCUGGAGAGAUAUUUCCUCAAUUUGGGGAACUAUUCACAAUGUAAGGGCUAUAGACACAAUACAUUUUUAGUUCAUUCUACAUUGUUAAGAUUUUUCCCAUCACACUCAACAAAACAAUAAACCAAAGCUUGAUA
Molecule: messenger RNA, 3868 nt
Organism: Manis pentadactyla (Chinese pangolin)
Lineage: Eukaryota; Metazoa; Chordata; Mammalia; Pholidota; Manidae
Gene: EPCIP
Product: chromosome 1 C21orf62 homolog
Exons: 2
Coding region: 362-1066 (234 amino acids)
Source: RefSeq, a predicted model, not a curated record